AAAUUAACAUCCUGGAAUAAGCUGAAGGUGUGUGUAUAUAUAGAUGCUUUAUAAGAGAGCGUGCCAGUGAUAAGUCUACCAGAAGCCCUCAGGAUUACAUAACAGAGAAUGAACAGACACAUCUUCAUACUUCUAACCCAAGCUGUGUUAGUGGUCAUAGUUUCAGGAACAUUGUGUAAUGACAGGAAUAUUCAGACUGUCGGCAGAGUUGUUUUCGGAGAAGCCAGAGGGGAAUCGAUAAUGGAACAGCUGGCUGUGGCUUACAGCAUUGUCAACCGCGUAAAUCACGAGGGAUAUCCGAACAGCCUCGACGAAGUAGUCAAUCAGAAAACAAAUAGCGGAAGGUACCAAUAUGAAACUUUGAAUCUUUACAAUGACAAGCUAGGUUGGAACUAUGCAAAGAAGGCAAACAGCUUUGAAUACAAGUACGCCAUCGAAGCUUCUCUUAACGCUUUAUGCAGUCGGGAGGUCGACAUCACAAGUUGCGUAACAAGUUUUUGUGACCGUGAUCCAUGUUACGCAACAAGUCACCAUUAUUGGUCCACAAUUACCAGGAGCAUGAGGAUUGGAAAACAUUACUUUGUUUGCCAAAGGCACAGUCAUCCGCGUAAUGACAGGAAUAUUCAGACUGUCGGCAGAGUUGUAUUCGGAGAAGCCAGAGGGGAAUCGAUAAUGGGACAACUGGCUGUGGCUUACAGUAUUGUAAACCGAGUAAAUCACGAAGGAUAUCCGAACAACCUCGACAAAGUAGUCAAUCAGAAAACAAAAAGCGGAAGGUACCAAUAUGAAACUUUAAAUCUUUACAAUGACACGCUAGGUUGGAACAACGCAAAGAGGACAAACAGAUUUGAAUACAAGGACGCCAUAGUAGCUUCUUUUAACGCUCUGUGCAGUCGGGAGGUCGACACCACAAGUUGCGUAACAAGUUUUUGCACAUUUAAUCAAUGCUACACAACACCCGAUUUAAAGAACAACCCUACUUGCUUUUCCUAAUUUUGAGCAUGGAUUGUUAUAGAGUAUCUAUGAAGUAAUGAAU
Messenger RNA from Ostrea edulis (European flat oyster), 1036 nucleotides. RefSeq lists its product as uncharacterized. Gene Ontology annotation, molecular function: hydrolase activity. Bases 109 to 993 code for a protein of 294 amino acids. NCBI's taxonomy places the organism in Eukaryota, Metazoa, Mollusca, Bivalvia, Ostreida, Ostreidae. The record is from RefSeq and is a predicted model, not a curated record. The transcript has 3 exons.